AUGAAGGAAAUUAAAUCCUUGUUCACAGACAAUGCAAGGAUUGCAAAGCUAGUAAAAAUUAUAGAAAGCAAAAAUGAAAGCAUUCUCAUUGACUACUCUAAAACACACAUUGAUGACAGCGACUUCAAAAAGUGGCAGGAAAAGCUGGAGAAAAUAGACAUCGAAGGCAAGGUAAAGGAGAUGUUCUCGGGUAAAAAAAUAAACUAUACAGAAGACAGACAGGUUCUUCAUGUAAAGCUGCGCUCUGUCAAUGUGAUUCAAGCAAUGCGCACAGGAACCACAGAUGGCCUGGAAAAGGAAGAGAGAGAAAUAGUUAUGGAAUUAGAGAAAAUGCAGGUUAUAUGCAACAACUUUGAGAAUGGCAGCAUGAAGGGCGCCUCUGGAAAGACAAUUAAGAAUGUAAUUGGAAUAGGAAUAGGGGGAAGUGAUCUAGGGCCCCGCCUUCUUACAUCUGCAAUUCCACCUGCCUCUGCAAAUGUAGGAAAGCAGUUUAGGUAUGUUUCAAAUGUAGACUCGCAAGAAAUACAUGCAGCUCUUAUGGAUAUAUCUCUAGAGGAGACUGUUUUUGUUGUAGUCUCAAAAACAUUCACCACACAGGAAACGCUGGAAAAUGCCAAAGUUGCUGUUUCCACUCUUAUUUCUAGCUAUCCAUCUGGCCACACAGACAAAGAAAUCAUAAAAUCUCACUUCUUGGCAGUGUCUGCUGCAAAGGACAAGGCAGUUUCCUUUGGAAUUGAAGAUUGCAAUGUUCUGGAUAUGUGGGAUUAUGUAGGAGGGAGAUAUUCCCUCUGGAGUUGCGUUGGGCUUACCUCUGCAAUGAGCAUGGGCUUUGCUGCCUUUUUAGAGCUUUUGCAAGGUGCUUCUGAGAUAGAUACACACUUUUUAAACACUCCCAUUACAGAGAAUAUUCCUAUGCUGCAUGCAAUGGUGGAGUGCAAAUACAUAAAUGAAUACGGGUACGACAACAAGUGUAUAGUCCCAUACGACUACUAUAUGAAGCUCUUCCCAGCAUACUUGCAACAGUGUGAAAUGGAAAGCAAUGGAAAGUCUGUUACAAAGGCCGGAGAGCGCCUUAUCUCUGAAGAUUUCACUGAAAAGGGGCCUGCCAUGCAGACUGCACCUGUUAUAUGGGGGACUGUUGGUACAGACUCGCAGCACUCGUACUUCCAGCUGCUGCACCAGGGAACAGUCAGAACACUUUUAGAGUUUUUAGUCCCUAUUAACCCACGAGUAGAAACAGAAAGAAAAAACACAGAGGGCAGCAAGGGAAUGUCCACUGCGCACGAUGUGCUUGUCUCCAACUGCCUAGCACAGUCUAGAGCACUUAUGCUAGGAAAAGAGACAGAGGGCGAUAGGUACUUCAGUGGAAACAGACCAUCCAUUACAAUUAUGUACAGCCAUCUCACCUCGCACACACUUGGCAUGCUGAUUGCGCUGUACGAGCACAAGAUAUUUGUUCAAGGAAAAGUGUGGGACAUUAACUCGUAUGACCAGUUUGGUGUAGAGUUAGGAAAGGUAUUAGCAAAAGAAAUACUUGCUAAAGUAGAAAAAAAACAGCCUGCUUCAGAGUUUGACCCAUCAACUGACGUUCUCUUAGCACACUAUCAGCAGAAAAGAAAAUAAAAAUCUGA
Molecule: messenger RNA, 1631 nt
Organism: Nematocida parisii ERTm1
Lineage: Eukaryota; Fungi; Microsporidia
Product: glucose-6-phosphate isomerase
Exons: 1
Coding region: 1-1623 (540 amino acids)
Biological process (GO): glycolytic process; glucose 6-phosphate metabolic process; gluconeogenesis
Cellular component (GO): cytosol
Molecular function (GO): monosaccharide binding; glucose-6-phosphate isomerase activity; carbohydrate derivative binding
Source: RefSeq, a predicted model, not a curated record